Messenger RNA from Nematostella vectensis (starlet sea anemone), 1221 nucleotides. Its product is annotated as zinc finger protein 330 homolog. Gene Ontology annotation, molecular function: zinc ion binding. Bases 154 to 1140 code for a protein of 328 amino acids. NCBI's taxonomy places the organism in Eukaryota, Metazoa, Cnidaria, Anthozoa, Actiniaria, Edwardsiidae. The record is from RefSeq and is a predicted model, not a curated record. The transcript has 9 exons. Gene Ontology annotation, cellular component: nucleus.
CGAAAUGACGCCUGGACGACAACAACGUUCUGCAACAAACUAAGUACCAAGCAGAGCCUUUGAUUGAACAGACAGUUCUAUACAACCAUAUUUCACGUGUUGGUUUGAUCGUAUGACGGAAAUUAUCUUACACGUAAAGAGUAUUUAUAAAACAUGCCAAAGAAAAAGACGGGCGCGCGAAAAAAGGCCGAGAAGCAACGAGCAAGGCAAAAGGACAUCCAAGCCGCAUCGGGAAGGAAUAAAGCAUUGAUUGAACACCCGUGCAAUCUACAAAUGGAAUGCGACAAAUGCAAAAUGAGACAAAAGAGCAGAGCAUUUUGUUAUUUCUGUAAUGCUCUACAGAAGCUUCCUGUUUGUGGACAUUGCGGUAAAUCCAAGUGUAUGAUGAAGACUGGUGACUGUGUUAUCAAACAUGUUGGAACGUUUACGACUGGUCUUGCCAUGGUGGGAGCGGUUUGUGAUUUUUGUGAAACUUUCAUUUGUCAUGGAAAGAAGUGCCUGACAACACAUGCGUGUGAGUGCCCGCUGAGAGAGGCGGAUUGCUUGGAGUGUGAAAGAGGGGUGUGGGACCAGGGUGGGAGGAUGUUCCGGUGUGCUUACUGUGACAAAUUCUUAUGUGAGGAUGAUCAAUUUGAACACCAGGCCAAGUGCCAAGUACUGCAGUCAGAGUCAUAUAAGUGUGGCUCCUGCAAUCGACUGGGCCAGUAUUCCUGUUUGCGGUGUAAGGUGUGUUUUUGUGAGGACCAUGUGCGGCGCAAGGGGGUGAAAUACACACGUGGCCAGGCCAUCCCUUGUCCAAAAUGUGGACAUGAUACUAAGGAGACAAAAGAACUCUCCAUGUCAACAAGGACACAUGCAUAUGGCCGCCAAAUGCAAGAUGAUGAUGAUGAUGAUGACUAUGGUGGCAGUGGUGGUUUUUCUUAUGGGGGUUAUGGUUCUUCUGCAUCUACACAAAACUAUGGUGAUGAUGAUGAUGAUGACGACGACGAUGAGGAUUACGAUGAAGAUGAUGACAAUGAUGAAAGUGAAGAAGAAGACGAUGACAUGGAGAAAGAAGGAGAUGUUGAAGAUGAGACAAGUGACAAAGACAGUGUCAUGGCAAAGAUGGCACAGCUACAAAUGCCAGACAAAGAUGGCUAACAUUUUAAUGUCAGGGUUGUCCCUAAAGGCCAGCCAAACAAAAAAAUAUAUUUGCUGCUGAUUAAAGACUAGUGAACUACA